Oncorhynchus gorbuscha (pink salmon) is the source of this 1920-nucleotide messenger RNA. RefSeq names its product extensin-like. NCBI's taxonomy places the organism in Eukaryota, Metazoa, Chordata, Actinopteri, Salmoniformes, Salmonidae. The coding region runs from base 1 to 1920 and encodes 639 amino acids. The record is from RefSeq and is a predicted model, not a curated record. The transcript has 3 exons.
AUGGUAGGACAGAGUUCCUGGCCGCCGGUGUCCCUCAAGGCCAGAACCGUCCCAGAAGUGUCCCCAACCCUCACCACUACCCAGGCCCCAAAACUCACCACUACCCAGGCCCCAACUCUCACCACGACAAAGAACCCAGGCACAACCCGCACCACUACAAAGGCCCCAAGCCAAAACCCUCACCACUGUGAAGGCCCCAACCCUCACUACUGUGAAAACUCCAACCCUGACCCCUACGAAGGCCCCAAUCCUCACCACUACAAAGACCCCGGCCCUCCCCACUACGAAGGUCCCAUCCUCACCACUACAAAGACCCCGGCCCUCCCCACUACGAAGGUCCCAUCCUCACCACUACAAAGACCCCGGCCCUCCCCACUACGAAGGUCCCAUCCUCACCACUACAAAGACCCCGGCCCUCCCCACUACGAAGGUCCCAUCCUCACCACUACAAAGACCCCGGCCCUCCCCACUACGAAGGUCCCAUCCUCACCACAACAAAGACCCCGGCCCUCCCCACUACGAAGGUCCCAUCCUCACCACAACAAAGACCCCGGCCCUCCCCACUACGAAGGUCCCAUCCUCACCACAACAAAGACCCCGGCCCUCCCCACUACGAAGGUCCCAUCCUCACCACUACAAAGACCCCGGCCCUCCCCACUACGAAGGUCCCAUCCUCACCACUACAAAGACCCCGGCCCUCCCCACUACGAAGGUCCCAUCCUCACCACAACAAAGACCCCGGCCCUCCCCACUACGAAGGUCCCAUCCUCACCACAACAAAGACCCCGGCCCUCCCCACUACGAAGGUCCCAUCCUCACCACAACAAAGACCCCGGCCCUCCCCACUACGAAGGUCCCAUCCUCACCACAACAAAGACCCCGGCCCUCCCCACUACGAAGGUCCCAUCCUCACCACAACAAAGACCCCGGCCCUCCCCACUACGAAGGUCCCAUCCUCACCACUACAAAGACCCCGGCCCUCCCCACUACGAAGGUCCCAUCCUCACCACUACAAAGACCCCGGCCCUCCCCACUACGAAGGUCCCAUCCUCACCACUACAAAGACCCCGGCCCUCCCCACUACGAAGGUCCCAUCCUCACCACUACAAAGACCCCGGCCCUCCCCACUACGAAGGUCCCAUCCUCACCACAACAAAGACCCCGGCCCUCCCCACUAAGAAGGUCCCAUCCUCACCACUACAAAGACCCCGGCCCUCCCCACUACGAAGGUCCCAUCCUCACCACAACAAAGACCCCGGCCCUCCCCACUACGAAGGUCCCAUCCUCACCACUACAAAGACCCCGGCCCUCCCCACUACGAAGGUCCCAUCCUCACCACUACAAAGACCCCGGCCCUCCCCACUACGAAGGUCCCAUCCUCACCACAACAAAGACCCCGGCCCUCCCCACUACGAAGGUCCCAUCCUCACCACUACAAAGACCCCGGCCCUCCCCACUACGAAGGUCCCAUCCUCACCACAACAAAGACCCCGGCCCUCCCCACUACGAAGGUCCCAUCCUCACCACUACAAAGACCCCGGCCCUCCCCACUACGAAGGUCCCAUCCUCACCACAACAAAGACCCCGGCCCUCCCCACUACGAAGGUCCCAUCCUCACCACUACAAAGACCCCGGCCCUCCCCACUACGAAGGUCCCAUCCUCACCACAACAAAGACCCCGGCCCUCCCCACUACGAAGGUCCCAUCCUCACCACUACAAAGACCCCGGCCCUCCCCACUACGAAGGUCCCAUCCUCACCACUACAAAGAUCCCGGCCCUCCCCACUACGAAGGUCCCAUCCUCACCACUACAAAGACCCCGGCCCUCCCCACUACGAAGGUCCCAUCCUCACCACAACAAAGACCCCGGCCCUCCCCACUACGAAGGUCCCAUCCUCACCACAACAAAGCACCAACUGA